AUGAUAUCAAUAAGUGAUUUACCGAAUGAUAUACUCAGCGAUAUAGCAUCGCUUCUCCACCAAUUCGGCCUAGUUAAUUUAAGUCAAACAUGCCGAUCACUAAAUUUCGUAUGUCGCCAAUUGCUAUACACAAAUAUAUAUAUCACAGAGAAAGAUUAUCCAAUUAUAGAAUGUAUUAGCAAACAAUCAGAAGUGUCAACUUCAUUUUAUAAUUGGUCUAUUAUAAACUACACUAACCGGACGUUGCCACGGUUGAAACUAUUUGAAAGGUCCUUAAAAGAAAACCCUAAACUUAUUCGUCUAGUUAAGAAAAUAAUCACUGAUAGCAUAAAGUUUGCACUAUUCAAGUUGAAGUUCUGGUGUAAUAGUUUAUUCCAAGGAAGCAACGUGAACGAAAUCUACAUCGGGAACAUACCGUUAGUUCAUUUUCAACUUAUUUUUGAUGACCUAUACUCUGCUUAUCGGUCAAAAGGUAUCCUAUCGAAUCUCACGAUCUUGCAACUACGUCAUUUACAGGAUUUAAACGAUAUACUAAAAUAUAUUGAUAUCGAAACAACCCAUGUCACUGCUAUAUCGUUUAUUUUAGCCGAAAUCAAAAGUCUUGGUUUGGGUGUGGAUGAUAAGAAAAAAGCAUUGGGGUUAUUCCUGAAACUCACCCGUUUGUAUAUCUGUUCAGUUCAUCACUUGGGGUUAAACUUCCUACAAGGUAUGAAAGACGAUCUUGGUGAUGAUGUAUUCCAAGUUAAAGAACUACAAAUUAGCCAUCUACAUGGCCAACUAAAUGGUAGAAGUCGGUUUGACUUCAGUCAUGAGUAUGAUCCAGCAAGAGAGAGACAACUAGACUUCAAUGUCAUUAAGGGUCUAUUCAAAUUAGAAAACUUGGAGGACAUAGAACUUAAAAUAGGGUGCAACCACAUUGGCUGUCCUCCCCGGGGGCAAAAUAUACCCUUCGACGAGUCUAUAAAUACAGGGUGUGAUUGUCUCGUAAGAUUUUUCGGCGGGUUUUAUGGGUCAGUAAGUGCCUUGAGGUAUUUAUCUCGAUUGUCCAUCACCAGAAUCGGACAAUCGAUAGUAAUAAAUCCAUGCAACUUCUACAUUUUCAAACACCAACUUGUGCAUCUAUUUCUGGCCCGCUUUGAAACCCUCCAAACGUUGGUGCUAGAUACGAAUGCAGAACUCCACUCGGAUCUGUAUUUUAGCCAUAUCGACCCCGUACCUAAUAAUAUGGUAUCAGCGUUCAUAAAUCAAAAUGACAAGCUUGCAAGCAUGAUCCUCGGCAUCCACCAUAUAUGCCUUCCCGAUUAUUUCCUGUCAGUUCACGUAUGGGACAGGGCCCAAAAAGACAAUUCCUUCUGCAAAUGUACUGAAUGUACCACGGCUGAGGCUUCCAUAACAGACUUCAUAACCACCAAUAAGAAAAUUCAUUCGUACGUCGAUCCGACAUCCAUCAAGUCAUCGGAGGAGUUCUACUUCGAGAUGGUUUGCACCGUCCUAUCCCGAACCUCCCACCUCCCCCAUCUUGACUCAAUUCCGCGUUACUUAAUCAUGUCGCAUACUACUCGUCCGCUAAUGCGCCUACAUGACUACUUCAAGCACAACUUGAAACCACCCACCGCACCCUCCUGUAGGUGUACGGGUCAAGAAUACCUCCUAUACAAGUCAUACUUGAUUCACCAGUUACAAGCGGGCCUAGCACGUAGAUUUUUUGGCUCGACCCUAACAUUAAAUGGUUUGGAUAUAGUUGCUCUUGCGCCAAAUAUAACUUGA
Molecule: messenger RNA, 1767 nt
Organism: Debaryomyces hansenii CBS767
Lineage: Eukaryota; Fungi; Ascomycota; Pichiomycetes; Serinales; Debaryomycetaceae
Product: F-box protein
Exons: 1
Coding region: 1-1767 (588 amino acids)
Molecular function (GO): protein binding
Source: RefSeq, a predicted model, not a curated record